AGAAGAAGAAGAAGAAGAAGAAGAGGUGGAGGAGAGGAGCACGAACCUGGACUCAAUAAUCCCUCCUGUUGCUCUUAGGGUGAUUGAUACCUUAGAGUCGCGCGAUGCCCCUCCAUCCAACCUAUUUCGAUAUACGAAGUAACAAUAGAGGAGCGGCAGCGGCUGAGAGCCUGGCCUACAGUAGCUGAACCGACAGACGGACUUGACCACAUCGACGUGGUAUCCUUUGUUCUCUCACCCUUCAUAAGCAAAAGCGGCACAAGUCAACAGCACGCCCGCCAAACAAUAUAUUGUCGCCUCGCGCAGACCCGGUCUAUGUUACUCUCCUUUUCCUGGGAGCUCAACACACGAAAUCGUCUCACUUUUCCCCUCACCAGCUCCGAGCUUGCGAAGCGCCCUUAUCGCGGCUGACGUCCCUCGAGCUCACACUCUGCCUCGCCCGUAACAAGAAAUUUCGCAUGACCACUAUGAGCUAUUCAAAUCCCCAGGAGAGCCAGCAGAGCAAGCCUCCGGUGCAAGCAUGUCGAUACAAGACAGGAAAAACCUUGGGCGCGGGGUCAUACUCGGUGGUCAAGGAGUGUGUACAUAUUGACACAGGAAGAUACUAUGCUGCGAAGGUCAUCAACAAGAGGCUAAUGGCAGGCCGAGAACAUAUGGUACGGAACGAAAUCGCAGUCCUUAAACGGGUAUCGAUGGGCCACCAAAAUAUCCUCACUCUAGUCGACUAUUUCGAGACCCUCAACAACUUAUACCUCGUCACCGAUCUUGCUCUUGGGGGCGAGUUGUUCGAUCGAAUCUGCCGCAAAGGUUCUUACUAUGAAUCCGAUGCAGCGGACCUGAUCCGAGCAACUCUAUCUGCGGUAGCCUACUUACAUGACCACGGAAUCGUACAUCGAGAUCUGAAGCCGGAGAACCUUCUAUUUCGAACUCCAGAAGACAAUGCCGAUUUGCUGAUUGCAGAUUUUGGUCUUAGCAGAAUAAUGGAUGAAGAACAAUUCCACGUCCUGACCACUACAUGUGGUACGCCAGGCUAUAUGGCACCUGAGAUCUUUAAGAAGACUGGCCACGGCAAGCCAGUGGAUAUCUGGGCUAUUGGUGUGAUUACAUACUUCCUGCUAUGUGGUUAUACCCCCUUCGAUCGUGAUUCCAACCUGGAGGAGAUGCAGGCAAUCUUGAUUGCGGACUACAGCUUCACACCUAUUGAAUACUGGAGAGGAGUCAGCGUGCAAGCGAGAGAGUUUAUCAAACGCUGCUUGACAAUCGAUCCGACACAAAGAAUGACUUCGCACGAGGCGCUGCAACAUCCAUUCGUAUCUGGCAUAUCUUCUGGACAAGCUGGAAAGGACGGAAAGGGCAGCGACCUAUUACCGGUGGUGAAGAAGAAUUUCAACGCAAGAAGGACUCUUCACGCAGCUAUCGACACUGUUCGAGCAAUUAACAAGCUGAGGGAAGGUCAGGGAGUCAGCGGUAUGAUGGACGGGAUAGUAUCAACAGACCCAGACAAGGGAGCUCAACCUCUACGGCGUGCUGGGCAAAAGGAUUCUGGAGUUGGCAUGGGACCAGGCGACGAGAUGCAAGAAGACUCCGGCUACUCGACCGGAGGACCAAUCUCAUCAGCACCUCAAACUGGCGACUUCGCAGACACUCACAUGCGAGGCGUGGAACGGAAUUCAGGCCAAGGCCAGACCCAAGCACAGAUCGAAGCCCAGACUAGGAAAAUUGCCGAAACGACAAAAGGCUUAUGGAGCGCAGGCAGCGCAAAGCUACACGGUCGGUGA
Messenger RNA from Cadophora gregata, 1778 nucleotides. RefSeq lists its product as uncharacterized. The transcript has 3 exons. The record is from RefSeq and is a predicted model, not a curated record. Lineage: Eukaryota; Fungi; Ascomycota; Leotiomycetes; Helotiales; Ploettnerulaceae. Gene Ontology annotation, biological process: cellular response to oxidative stress; protein phosphorylation. Bases 459 to 1778 code for a protein of 439 amino acids. Gene Ontology annotation, molecular function: ATP binding; calcium/calmodulin-dependent protein kinase activity; calmodulin binding.